CACGCAUCUGUUUGGAAGACAGACGAGCAAGCGAUGAGCGGCUUCAAUGUGGUCAAGGAAGAAGAGAAGAUUGUCGCCUUCUGGACAGAGAUUGAUGCCUUCCAGACGUCACUAAAGUUGUCUGAGGGCCGCCCAAGAUUCACCUUCUACGAUGGACCACCCUUUGCGACUGGUUUGCCGCAUCAUGGCCAUCUCCUCGCCUCCACCAUCAAGGAUACCGUCACUCGGUAUGCUCAUACGACAGGGCACUAUGUUGAACGUCGUUUUGGAUGGGAUACGCAUGGUCUCCCUGUCGAGCAUGAGAUUGACAAAAAGCUCGGCAUCACAGGCAAGGACGACGUGAUGAAAAUGGGUAUCGACAAGUACAAUGCAGAAUGCCGAGCUAUCGUCAUGCGAUAUGCCGCAGAAUGGCGUCAGACGAUCGAGCGGAUGGGUCGAUGGAUUGACUUUGACCGGGAUUACAAGACUUUGAAUCCUACAUUCAUGGAGAGUGUCUGGUGGGUCUUUAAGCAGUUGUACAGCAAGGGCGAAGUAUACCGUGGUUUCAAGGUGAUGCCUUAUUCAACAGGCUGCACGACACCCUUGUCCAACUUUGAGGCGCAACAAAAUUACAAGGAUGUCCCGGACCCUGCCGUUACGAUUGCAUUCCCACUCGACUCUGAUCCUUCAGUGUCAUUUUUGGCAUGGACAACAACUCCCUGGACACUUCCAUCUCACCUGGCAUUGGCGGUCAACCCAAAAUUCGAGUACAUCAAGCUUGAAGACAAGGAGACUGGUGCAAAGUACAUCAUGCUCGAGGCGCUCCUCAAGACGCUGUACAAAGACCCAAAGAAGGCCAAGUUUACGAUUUUGGAGAAGAUUCCUGGUGAGCAGCUCGUCGGCUUGACUUACCAACCGCCAUUCGACUACUAUUUUGAAGAGUACAAGUCGACUGGAUUCCGUAUCAUUGCAGCCGAUUAUGUUACUGCAGAUAGUGGUACCGGUAUUGUACACCAGGCUCCGGCUUUUGGUGAGGAGGAUUUUGAUGCUGCCAUCAAGUCUGGAGUCAUCACCAAGAAUCAACCACCCCCCUGCCCACUAGACGACCGUGGUUGCUUCUUGGAGAACAUCACACACUUUGCUGGUAUGUACGUCAAAGAUGCCGACAAGGAGAUUCAAAAAUACUUGAAAGGCACUGGUCGCCUCAUUGUGCAAAGCCAAGUGAUGCACAGUUAUGCGUUCUGCUGGCGAUCCGACACACCCCUCCUGAAACGUACCAUUCCAGCAUGGUUUGUCAAAGUCCAGGAACACACCGAUGAAAUGCUUGCAGCGGUCGACAAGACCACUUGGGUGCCAAACUUUGUGAAGGAGAAGCGUUUCGCAAAUUGGAUAGCGAAUGCGCGAGACUGGAACAUCUCCCGUAAUCGAUACUGGGGCACGCCUAUGCCCCUAUGGGUCUCGGAGGACUACAGUGAGAUUGUUUGCAUCAGUAGCAUUGAGGAACUUGAAACGCUGUCAGGCAUCACGGGCAUCACGGACCUGCACCGCGAUAGCAUUGAUCACAUCACUAUUCCCUCAAAGAAGGGCAAUGCGCCCUUGAAGCGAGUCGAGGAGGUCUUUGAUUGUUGGUUUGAAUCUGGCAGUAUGCCAUACGCCUCCAACCACUAUCCCUUUGAGCAGGCUGAGGUGUUUGAGCAGUCUUUCCCUGCCGACUUUAUCGCUGAAGGUCUUGACCAGACGCGUGGUUGGUUUUAUACUCUAUUGGUUCUUGGUACAUUGCUCUUCAACAAGGCGCCGUUCAAGAAUGUCAUUGUCAAUGGUCUCGUGCUUGCUGAGGACGGAAAAAAGAUGUCAAAGAAGCUCAAAAACUACCCAGAACCCGGAAUUAUCGUCAACCGUUACGGUGCCGAUGCUCUCCGUCUGUAUCUGAUCAAUUCGCCGGUUGUUCGUGCCGAAUCGCUGCGAUUCAAGGAAGAGGGCGUCAAGGAGGUCAUUGCCAAGGUCAUCUUGCCUAUUUGGAACUCUUACAAGUUUUUCGAGCAACAAGUGGCGUUGCUCAAGAAGAAGCACGAUAUCGAUUUCAAGUACGACCCGGCUAAGGGACGCUCCGAGAAUGUGCUCGACCGCUGGAUUUUGGCUUCCUGUCAGUCUCUCAUUUCCUUCAUCAAGGAGGAAAUGAAGCACUAUCGACUCUAUACUGUGGUACCUCGCUUGCUCCACCUCGUUGAUGACAUGACCAACUGGUACAUUCGUCUCAAUAGGCGUCGUUUGAAGGGAGAGGGCGGCAAGGAAGACACACUCGCUGCUCUGAAUACACUCUGUGAGGUCUUGUGCACUGUAGCGCGGACACUUUCAUCCUUUGCGCCCUUCAUUACCGAGACAGUCUACCAGCAGCUCAGACAAUUCUUGCCACCAGCGGCAGAUUCGGAUGAUGAGCGUUCUGUUCACUUCCUGAGUUUCCCUAGCGUGCGCUCGGAAUUGUCGGAUGAGGUUGUCGAGCGUCGUGUAAGGCGCAUGAAGGCCGUCAUGGAUCUUGGUCGUAUGUGUCGCGAGAAGCGAUUGAUUGGUAUCAAGACGCCAUUGGCGCAGUUAGUCGUCAUUCACAAGGAUCAGGAAUAUCUUGACGAUGUAACGUUGCUUUUGCAAUUUGUCAAGGAAGAGCUCAACGUGCGCGAUGUGGUGCUAUCCUCUGAUGAAGACAAGUAUGGCGUUGUAUACAAGUUGAACGCAGACUGGCAGGUACUUGGCAAGAAACUCCGCAAGGACAUGAUCAAGGUCAAGAAGGGUCUCGAAUCAGUAACCAACGACGAAGUCAAGGCAUUCUUCAAGUCUGGCGAGAUUGUGAUUGCUGGUAUCCCACUAACGUCUGGAGACUUGGUGGUUGCUCGCGAUUGCGAUACUUCAAAGCUCGAAGGCUUCCAGUCAUGCACAGACACUGAUGCUAUUGUGCUACUCGACAUUACGAUCCAUCCGCACCUGCAACAAGAAGGCCUGGCUCGCGAAGUGGUUAACCGUGUUCAACGGCUCAGGAAGCAGGCUGGUUUGCUUGCUACAGACGAUGUUGCUAUGCACUACAAGCUGAUUGACGACAAGGCUGGUUUGGAGGAGGCCAUCAAGCAGAACGAGGAGCUCUUUGUUCGCAGUCUUCGCGCGAAUGUCGUUGCAGCAGGCACAGCGAAUUCAUCUGGCGAGGUCAUUGCAGAGGAAGAGCAAGAUGUUGCAGGCAGUACUUUCCUGCUCACCUUGCUAAGACUGUAGAGCAGCAUGCAUCUGCUUGUCCUUUGGUAGUUAGAGGAGAUCAAUCUAUCACUUCAUUCUGGA
Molecule: messenger RNA, 3300 nt
Organism: Protomyces lactucae-debilis
Lineage: Eukaryota; Fungi; Ascomycota; Taphrinomycetes; Taphrinales; Protomycetaceae
Product: tRNA synthetases class I-domain-containing protein
Exons: 1
Coding region: 34-3237 (1067 amino acids)
Biological process (GO): isoleucyl-tRNA aminoacylation
Molecular function (GO): ATP binding; tRNA binding; aminoacyl-tRNA deacylase activity
Source: RefSeq, a predicted model, not a curated record